GCCGCCCGGCUCUUGCGGUCGCCCCUCGGGCUCCAGCCCCUCUUUUCUCCUCAGUUAAACCUGUGAGGGGAUGCUCGGGGAGAACCGGUGCUCUGGCGGCGGUGCCGGUCGGCUCCCACCGAGCCUCCCUCAGGUGCCGCCUCAGCCGCUGUGUCCCGUUCCUCACCCCUGCCCGGCCCGGCCAGGCACUGGCCGCGCUUAAAAAUAUGUAUAUGCGUAUAUAAUAUCUCUGAUUCUUCUUCCUUGCUUACCUGCCAUUGCAGUCACUCUGCCUUACACUUGCGCCCAGGUCUCUGAGGCUUCCUGUGGGCGGGCAGAAGUGCCCUGGCCAAAACAAGUUCAAAUAACUUUGUUCCCUGACCUCCGCUUUUCCUUAGCUGUUCUGCUUUCCUGUAUUCACUUUUCCUGUAUUCAUUCCUCGUUUUCAGGUGCCCCCUGUCCCCAGGUGUGGCAAAGGCAUCCAGCAAUGAGCAAGUGUGUGAAGUUUGCUGCUGUGUCUCCAAGUGUGUGGCAGGAGUUUUCAGUUCCUCGUUCCUUCUGAGUUCUAAGUUUCCACACCACGGGAAGCUACUUUGCUAAGGACCAGCUCACAUUGACCUAUCAUGGCAUCCAACAAAUUUGUCAUUAAGUGUGGGAACUUUGCUGUCUUGGUGGAUGUUCAUAUUUUGCCUCAAGGCUCCAGUAAAGACACCAGCUGGUUUUCAGAUCAUGAGAAAGAGGAGGUCUGCAAGCUGCUAGAAGAAGUUGUUGCUUCAAGGGUCAAACACUACUUGGAGGCACAUAAACAACGUGGUCAGUGGAAAGCCAUGGAAUAUGGAUCAUCUGGGCCUUUGUUUCUUACCGCCAACAGUUUGCACAUUACUGCCUACUUUAUGAAGAGAUGGGUUAAUCUCCGUUGUGCUCUAGGGAAACGUUAUCGUGAGCUCCGUGUGUUUCCAGAGAAAUUUAUUGUUUGUGUCAGUAAACUUGACUUUGAUCCAAGUGCUUGGACAUGUGACAAUGGUAUAUUGAAAGAAGAACUUUCCAGUGGGACGUCUGAGUAUUUUACUGAAUCUGCUGAGAACAAGAAGCUUGAGAUUAGACUGAGUGAACAAAUAAAGCAAGACAUCCUGAAAAAAAUUGUGAAGAGGACAAAACCAAGGAGAAGUAGUGCAAGCAAACCUCAAAUCAGCAAGGACUCCAAGAAAGUGUAUCUUGGCUUGGGGGACUCGCAGACAGAGAACAGAAAGAACGACUGUCAGACUUCCCUCAGUGCUUGGUCUGAUGUCAAACGUAGGAGUCCAGGCCUGCUGAAAGACUGCACAAACACAGCUGAGAGCACCUUGGAGCUUCCUGCGUUAGAGCAGAGAAAUUGUGUUAAUCAGAGACAGCCAGAUGAUGUUCGCAGCCAGCAAAAACCUCACUCUCUGGAGUGGUUGGAGACGAGUCUUCUACUCGAGAACCCUCCUUGCAGCUCUGAGUCAGCGCUGCCGGCUCCAAAACAAAGUCAGAGAGUGACCAAAACACAGGCUCAGCUAAAGACCUGUGGUUCAGAGGAAGAGUUGGAGUAUUUCACAAAAGUGUCCUCCGAAGGGACUCCUUUAACUUCUAUCAAUACAGAAAUUAGUAAAUGUGAUGAUAAUUGUUUGGGUCCGUUCCUGGAGGAGAAGACACCCCUUAAUUCCAGGCUGUUUUCAAAGCAAGACAUGACAAAGACUGUGGCUGACAAGAAAUCAUUGAGAAAAAACCCCUCCUGGUCUCUGUCGGCGAUCAGCAGUGGAGUGCAGGCAAGCCAAAAUGAGCCAAGCACAGCCACUGAAGAGUUGCCUGCAGUGCCAGCAUCGUGUCUAGAACUGCACCCUGUGUCUUCAGAGGAGCUUUCCCAAAAAAGAAAAAAAGAAGUGGAAAAUGGUCUCAGGAAGUUAAAACUGCGAAGGCUUAAAAAGUCACAAUCUGAAAUAUUACCUUGAUGGCACGGGUGGUCAGCCAAGUUUCUGCAUAAGCAAAUAGUAGGUAGCGAUUCAAAAUGAUGGAAAAUAAUAUAAAUACAAAAUCAAAAUUAGAGAACGUUAAGAAAAUUUUGUUAACUAAGGAUCUUAGUCAUUUGGAACUUUAGUAAUGAUAAUCCUUUUAAGUCUUUAGGAAUUAGACAUUAUUAUUGCACAAAUCAGCAUCAUAUUUAUAGAAAGAAAUACCUCUUAUAAAAUAAUAUUUACUAAGCAAAAUUUUAGAUUUAUGCAUAUUCACUGCUAUUAAAAAGUCCUAUCAGCUGGUGACAGCAAAAGGUAAAACCCCUUGUGUGAUCCGUUAGCAGCUGCAGUUAUUUGGUAUCUUGCUUGUUUCUGAAUAUGUAGUUUAUUUUAGUAAAAAUUAACCCUUUCUCUAUAUGAGAAAGUUUGUGGUUACUUACUUGAUCUUUACAACAAUAAAGCAAAUUGAGGUUAUUUAAAAUAAAUCUUGAACCGGGAUUAAUA
Molecule: messenger RNA, 2453 nt
Organism: Corvus hawaiiensis (hawaiian crow)
Lineage: Eukaryota; Metazoa; Chordata; Aves; Passeriformes; Corvidae
Gene: SLX4IP
Product: SLX4 interacting protein
Exons: 9
Coding region: 603-1949 (448 amino acids)
Source: RefSeq, a predicted model, not a curated record